AAACCCUAAAUGUUUUCUUCUUCCGCAAUCUUCAAAACGAGUUUGUUCUUCUUAGUCCAAAACCUCGUUUCUGAGAAAAUGAGAGAAACAAAGAGCUCUCUGAAAUCUCAGAAACAGAAACCAAGAAGCUUGAAAGAGGAAGACCUGCUACUGGAUUCCGGAACUAAUUCUGUUUACGACGGAGAUAGUUUGUCCGUGUCUUUCAGUUCCAAUGAUUCCGAGGAUGAUGGUUCAACAAAAGAUGGAGACAGAGAAUCAUCCGUCGAUGGUCAUGAGGGAUCAUAUGAUAAUAAUAGUGAACAAGUAGAUGGUGAGGAAAAUGGGAGUGACCAAGGUUCUGAGCAAGAUGAAGUUUCCGAAGAGAGCGAUGAGGUUGCUCCAAGAAAUGCAGUUGGGGAUGUUCCCUUGGAGUGGUAUAAGGAUGAGAUAUAUAUUGAUUAUGACAUCACUGAGAAGAAGAUUACCAAGAAAGAAAAGCAAGACAAACUUGAAUCUUUUCUUGCAACUAUGGACAACUCCACGAAUUGGUGUAAGAUUGAUGAUGAAUAUAAUGACGAGGAAGUGGAGCUGACUAAAGAGGAGAGAAAGAUCAUUCUCAGAAUCCUCAAAGGGGAAGGGCCACAUACUGACUUUGAUCGAUAUGCGUCUUAUGUUGAUUGGUUCAAAUGGGACGAUGCAAUACAUCCACUCUCAAGUGCACCAGAGCGCAAGAGGUUCAUCCCUUCAAAAUGGGAGGCUAAAAUGGUUAUUAAGUUUGAUAAGCCUGAAGAAGAGCCCCUCUUAUGGAGUGAUUAAAAGAUUGGUUUGUUUUGGUCUAUUGAAUAAAUAUUAUUUUAUACA
Arabidopsis arenosa is the source of this 840-nucleotide messenger RNA. Lineage: Eukaryota; Viridiplantae; Streptophyta; Magnoliopsida; Brassicales; Brassicaceae. The record is from the annotation of a GenBank genome assembly.